Messenger RNA from Verruconis gallopava, 4349 nucleotides. RefSeq lists its product as uncharacterized. Gene Ontology annotation, molecular function: zinc ion binding. The coding region runs from base 337 to 4260 and encodes 1307 amino acids. The record is from RefSeq and is a predicted model, not a curated record. Gene Ontology annotation, biological process: rDNA heterochromatin formation; regulation of transcription by RNA polymerase II; silent mating-type cassette heterochromatin formation. Lineage: Eukaryota; Fungi; Ascomycota; Dothideomycetes; Venturiales; Sympoventuriaceae. The transcript has 3 exons.
CUUACCGACCAGCACCUCACAACCCAAUCUCAUUUUCCUCCUCAGUUGUGCGUAACUCGCCUUUUACUGCCGUAUCAGAGCCUCAUCACCCUACUCUAUUCAGAAUCAGUAUCUUCGGCUUUAUAGGCCCCGUGUCACCCCCCUCUGCUCAGCUGCACUACCCGCGUCUUGUUGCGCAACGCGUACCCACUCCUCGUAACUCGCUCAACAACACUCGCAACAUCCGCAACUCCUUACACCCUUCUGGACUCCCAAGCUAUCCACCUACAAUGCAGCGUCGUACAAGAUAGCAAUUGUGUGCUCGAACGGAUUAUUUGCGGAUAAGACGCGUUCGCGAUGUCGUCGCCCUUCCGCGUGGACGACGUGCGCUCCCAAGAUGUAUCGGUCGGUUUUGCCUUUGAGGGAGCCGAUGAUGGAGAACCAGACAUACCAAGGCGUGUUAUGCGAGUGAAAGUUCUAUACACAUUCGACAACGAGAACAAAACAAAUUGCUUGGCGAGACUGGUCAGACCUGUUCCGAUCCAGGUUGUGGCUCUUGAUGAGUCAACGGAAAUUGGCGUUGUCGAGCUGAGGACAUGCAUACAGGCUAUCGUGGCUGCUAGCCCUGAGAUGAUAGCUAAGCUAGAGAACGACUACACUGUCUACGCGUACGAUUACUCGGAAUAUGAAACGCCGCUUGUUGGGCAGGGAAUGCUGUCGUGGGUUCUUGCAACCGCCUCACCAACGCCGAACGCACCCGCGAGAGAGUCUGGUACGAUGGUCACAGGUCGAGUCUGCAAGAACAUUAUGGGACUGUUUGCAUCAGGUGGCAUCAAAGAGACUUUAGAAGUAAAACUAAAGCUCGUACCUGUUCCAACGCGAUCCAAACGAGAAUAUUUGCAGAGUAUGGCAGUAUACAGAGAUCCCAACGUCGUUAUGCCCGAUGGUUUCGAUAGCAGCGCGUGGAACUCGUUCUUGCAAGCCAUUCCGGAUGCCGGGAUCUUGAGAGACGGAUCUGCUGGGCAAUCAAACGCUCGGGCGAACGUGGGCGGUGUGGAGCAACUACACGACAUGCUCACCCCAAAAUUUGCGCCAGAGGAUGAUGUAUACUCAAAUGGGCCAUGCAGCAGCCGUGCUGGAAGUCCGACACCGAGCCAUCACUCUGCGGCAAAUCGGCCUGCUGCUUUCCAUGGUUCAAGACCUGUUUCACGUGCUUCAUUCCAUCAACCACAACAGAGCGAAUCAGCUAUUGACGAUCAAGGGUUCGAGGACGCCCCGUCUAGGAAGAGAGCCCGUCUAAUGCAGACGGACUGGCAUGGGAGAGGAUCAUUUGGAGGCAAUGCAGGUUCUUUGAGAUCUGCUGUGACGACUGCGGCUUCCAUACGCGAUUUUAGACCUUCCGUAGCUGGCAACAGCUCAGCAGGUGGAGACAUGGUUCCUCGAGCACCCACACCACGACCUGGAGAAAAGAGAAUGGGACGACCGGGUCCUUCGCGAGCAGGAAGCAAUCUGAGACGAGAGUCUACGGGAAGUGCUUCCCAUGCAUUAGCGGAACCCGAGUUGGCACGAAACGACUCUGGCAUCUACUCGAACGACUAUGAUGGUGGAUCUAGCAGGCAUGGUUCACCUAGUCCUGAUUUACCAUCAUCUCCGCCUGAAUUUACACCGAUAGAACCCCCUUCGAGUCCGCUUCCCGAGCUACCAGCUGCUUUGGACUCUGGUUUUCAGAGUGAUUUGCCUACAGCAAACGAAACGAAAUCGUCAAAUAUGAAACCUCCGGUGAACUCUCAUUUGGCGAGGAAAGCAAGAGGGGAAAUCGAAUUUGCGCACAUUCACCCAGGCCCACAAGCUAAACUUCCGAUGAACUCGUUCCCGCAUUUCGAUCCGUUAAGCCAAAAGAGCGCAAUGGCAUCAGCACAGUGGAAUCAGACACCAAUUUCACCGAAUACGCUACCCGCUCAUCGAAGAGGCGGUCGUGCGCCAUCCAAGACAUCUCGAGAACCUCUGUCGAGGCAGACAUCCUCUAUUCAUGUGCCAACUAGUGCUGCUUCCCCUGAUAUGCACAAGGCUGUACCGUCGAUAGAGAACUCUCAACCACAAACUGCCGAUACCCAAGAACCAAACACCCUACCCGCAAUGUCUAAUGCAAAUCAGACGAACAGUCAAACACAACUUGUUCAAGCACGUCCUGCACUCGUGCAAUCAAAUCGCACUUCAGGUUCUCCAAACAUUGCGGCAGCACACUACACAUCCACUACGUCGAUGAUCCCUCUGAACGACAAACAGCAUAACUAUUUUCAAGGCCCCACAUCAGCUAGUUAUGUUUUGGAGCCACGAAGGAAUGAAUAUCCACAAAGGGCUGGACAGAGGAGCGGACGGGCCCCACGACGUACCCUGAAGAAAGCUCAGAGCUGGGCUGCUGCGGACUCAUCUGAUAUUGACUCGGACAGUGGGCUAGGACAAAUUUCAGCAACAAAUAAGAAAUCCCGCUCGAAAGGAGGUUCGGGCUUGAUUCGUUCGACAUCGAUAAGCAAUCAGUUAGAGGCUGCUGUUGCCUCUGGUGCUCCAGUUCGUUUUUGUUGCAAUUGUGGAGAGAUAAAGACUCCAACGUGGCGACCGUACUGGCUCAAAGUGUUUGAUGGCGAUGCGGAAAACGUCACAGUAGGUGUCGGAAGUGGUAUACACAUGCUAGAGGUUCUCGAGCGGGAUGAGCAAGGCAAGAUAACCAAGUAUCGCAUCUUCAAGCAAUAUGGACACCUCACCCAGGCAGAACGCGACUCGAAAGUUUACGAGCAGACGUACUUUUGCAACCCAUGCGGUGACUACAUCCGCAAGUGGGGCAAAUUUCGACCGCGAGAGUUGUGGGAUCCAUCGGUUGCGCAGACACAGACGAAGAACAAAAAGGGUUCUCGAAGGAAGAAGGGUGCUGCGGACAUGCUCACAUCUGAUAUACCGGCACCUUCGUCGGAUUGGGAUGUGCCGACACCACACCCCGAAAGGCCCACUUUUACAGAUCCAUUUGGACAGCCUGAAUCGCAGUAUGACGUCGCGCAUUCAGAAAUGAAUCGGCAAGAUGGCAAUAUGGCUCUACAGCAGAACGAUCAUGAAGGACCGAAACGUCCAGCGCCCUCGACGUCUGUUCAGAAUAUUCUGAUAAAUGAUACCCAACAGUCGAAUGCGCCCGGGGAGUACGCAGCGUUACAGAAGGCUAUACAAUCAAGCCCGGCUCGCAACCUUGGAAUGCAAGAGACUCCAGUUGAUGCUGAGAACGAUAGUCUCACUCCUAAACCUACGAGACGACUCUUGUUUCCUUCGCCCAGGAAGGAUGGCGAGUUUAAAUCGCUUGAUAACGCCCCUUCCUCCACAUCUGAUGCUAACAGUAUUGAAACCUCGGCUUCUCAGUCUGCUAGCAAGGCCCAAUGCACAGCUCUUUCGCCAUCGGAUUCGACUUCGAUUUCACUACCAAAGACGACGACAGUGUUGAACACUGAGGAUUCCUCCGACAUGAACAAAGAAAAUCUUCCUCCCACGAAUAAUGACGAUGAUGAGUUUGCGCACCUUUUUGAAGAUGGCAUUUUUCAGACACCUCAGAAGCAAAAGACACCAAACAAAACCGUUCCAAGGACACCGAAUUCCAAUUCUAAGCAUUCAAUUUUGAGCACGGGCCUUACGCCAAAGGCUGGCGUUCCGAACACAGGACUGACACCGAAGACGGGCUCUAAGCGCAGCAACGAUUGCAUGGGCCCACCAGACACACCGACACCAACGAAGCGGAGGAGUCCAAGAUUGGCGGAGAAGCAACAACAGAGUGCGAAAGACAUGACUCCAUUUACGAAGAGCUUGAAUCAGUUUCUUUCAGACGGUUUGACGAGCAGUCCUUCUAGAGCUUUCAAUUGGACACUUACUUCUUCUCCUGCGAAGAACCUCUCGACUACAUUUGGAGACAUGGCUACUAUCAGCAGGCUCGCAGCAAGUAAGUCGCAAAGCCUUAUUGCGCCUCCAAAUGACGACAAUCUAUGGUCCGACUUUCCCAUGCCAAGUUCACCGCCGUUCUUUGCACCGAACAAAGAAAAUGAGGCGGUCGACGGUGUCGUAAGCUAUGAGGAGUACGACUGGGGAGGACUGCUUGAUAGCACUGUGGGAAAUAUGGUGGUGGAUGUUUGGGAAGAUGGAACUGCUACGGAUGUUGUGAAAGGCUGGGGCAAUGUGUUUGAUGAAGAAGAGAAGACGCCUGCAGCGCCAAAUGACGAAUCUAAGUCCGCCAAUGUGACAGCCAGCUAGCAUGGAAAUCCGAAUGGUUUGGACCUCGAGUCGUUUGAUUAUUAGUGGCUAGCGAAAUGAAGAAAUGAUACAUUGUUCGACACAUACAA